Messenger RNA from Monomorium pharaonis (pharaoh ant), 1684 nucleotides. RefSeq names its product alpha-2-macroglobulin receptor-associated protein. NCBI's taxonomy places the organism in Eukaryota, Metazoa, Arthropoda, Insecta, Hymenoptera, Formicidae. Gene Ontology annotation, molecular function: heparin binding; low-density lipoprotein particle receptor binding; receptor antagonist activity. Gene Ontology annotation, cellular component: endoplasmic reticulum; endomembrane system. The transcript has 7 exons. The record is from RefSeq and is a predicted model, not a curated record. Gene Ontology annotation, biological process: regulation of receptor-mediated endocytosis. The coding region runs from base 153 to 1250 and encodes 365 amino acids.
UAACGCGAUACCGUGCGUGUCCGUGUGGGUGGUAUACAUGUGUACACGUGCACACGUCAGGAAUGUCAUUUUCGUUUGACUCAGCCAGCUCAUGUUUAUGGUUCCUGAUCAUCGUGUCGUGUGGCUUGUGCAAUCCUUUCUGUGAAUAAAAAAUGGUGCUUCUGAAUGCACAAUUUAUUUUGUUAAUAAAUCUGGGUCUACUGUCGAUCCAUCCCAGCGUAGGAGAAAAUAAAUACUCCGCUGAGGCGAACAAAGCUAAACAUGUUGACUCCUCGCAAUUCCCGACUUCUCUCCGAGACUUGGAUAAACCGUUCAGAAUGGCAAAGUUGAAUGUUCUUUGGGUUAAGGCCAAAAACCGUUUAACGGAUACCAAGCUGCAGUCGAUCUUUAGUGAUCUGAAGAUUCAUGACAAAGAAGAGAUUGCAUAUAAACAUUUCAAGUCCGAUGGAAAGGAUCCCGAUGGCUUGGAAGAGGCACAUCUAAGACAAAAGCUCAUCGGAAUAAUGAGCACAUAUGGCUUACUGGAACAUUUUGCUGAGACUGAGGAUCCAAAGUUACUUAAAAUACACAAAGCACUGAACGAUGGUAGCAAUUAUGUUUCUAAGGAUGUAUUUAAGGAUGUAAGACUUAACAAAUUAUGGGCCAAAGCUGAAAUGGCUGGUUUUACUGAUGAAGAACUCGAAACUUUAAAACAAGAAUUUCAACAUCAUCAAGAAAAAGUGGAGGAAUACAUGAGUUUAUUGAAAGAGCAAUCUACAGAUUCAGAGAAAUCUGAAAAUGUCUUACAUCUUAAAUCAGAAAGCUGGAACGAGUUAGAAGAACAGGAAGAAUUAUCUAAUAAUAUACCAGAUCAGAAAUUAAGUCACACAGAUAAAGCAAAUUUACUUCGAGAGAAACACUUGGAACUAAGAAAUGGAUUCGAUCGUUUAGACAGACUCGCCGCAAAGGGACCAAAUCAUAAAGAAUUCAUAGAACCUAAGGUACAAGGAUUAUGGAGGAUUGCAUUGGAAGCAAAAUUCUCUCCUGAAGAGUUAUCAUCCUUAAAGGAGGAACUUUUGCAUUACGAAUCGCGGCUACUUAAGUUGCGACAUUUACAUGCGGAAGGAGCUCUGGAAGCAGCACAAAAAGGACAGCUUCAUGAUUCAGAAAAUUCAACUGCGGAACAACACAUAAAGAAACAUGUUAGAACUGUACAGAAGCUUCAUACAGAUCUAGAAAGCAAAAUCAUACAGAGGCAUUCGGAAUUAUAAGAAAUUAUAUAAGCUAUAGACCAUUGUCAUUUACAAAAAGUCAAAAUACAUGUUUUCUAAUAUAUACAAAUCAUUUAGAAACAGAUUAUUAUUUAUAGUAAAAUAAAUGAUGAAAUAAUCGUCUGUAAAUAUUUCAUCUAUAGAAAUAGUUUAUAUUCAAAUAAUUUAACUUACAUUUUUAGCAACAAUUUUUGCUGAGUAAUCUCAAUGAUUUUUCAACAAAACCAAUAAGAUUUGUACUAUAUAAAACAUUUAAAAAAUAUAUAAAUAAUUUGUACCAUAAGCAGAAUCUUCUGUAUAUGAACGAACUAUAGGGAACUAUUUUAUUUUAUCUAUGUUCGAGUACAUAAAAAAUGGAAGAAUGUAAAGGUUGUUUUUGAGUACAUUUAUAAUAUUUUCAACAAUUAAAUUACUAAUAUUAUAAUUACACUGCA